Molecule: messenger RNA, 1734 nt
Organism: Suillus clintonianus
Lineage: Eukaryota; Fungi; Basidiomycota; Agaricomycetes; Boletales; Suillaceae
Exons: 2
Coding region: 97-1548 (483 amino acids)
Source: RefSeq, a predicted model, not a curated record
CUGGAAACAACGGUUCGUCCACUUUUGUCCAUUGGCUUCUUAACGGUUUGUACUCUUUGAUCAUCUUAGUCUUCCACUAGUUCCUCUUCGUCCACCAUGAUUGUUCCAAAGCGUCCUCAGCAUUCACUACCACCACCACCCAUCUCACAUCCAGCAGAGCUGGCUUUGAAUCAUUUCUCUCUAUCUUCUGCACCAUUAUCACCUCCAAGUUCACCACCACGAACCCAUAGACCUUCAAUCUCGAAGCCAAUGAUCUGGCUAACUCGCAAUACGAGCUCUUCCUCGAAUGCUUCACAUUCCGUCGCAGCUGCACCCAAGCCUAUUCGCAUCUCAGAACCCAGGUUUGACAGCUCCUUGGAGAUCUUCAAUGUCAAACGCAGUGGGCCUCUUGGGAGCGGCGCCAUGGUUGUGAGGACUCCGCGAGAAGCGCUGUCUGGUACGAGCGCUCUGUUUGGCAUUGAAGAUGAUGGUAGACAACGAGAAUCGGUUUCUGAAGCCCCCUCUGAGGAGGAAAUGGGCUUACCUGCACUUCCAGAUGAUCCACCACCUCUGCCGUCCAAAUCUUCCCUUGAGUCGACGACUACACUCGCCUCGACAAAUAAUAGCUCAUCGAGUCUUCCGGUGAAAGAGACAUCCGUACCGCCAUGCCCAACCCGUCCACCUCCCCCACCGCCAAUCACCACAUCCACAACCCCUCGUCCGGCCAUUAAGGCCAGGGCCUCUUCAUCCUUGGCAGAAAAUCUGCCACCUGUCCCACCACUUCCUGUCAACGUCUCUGCUACGCCACCCCAGCCUCCUUUCGAACCUAUCCUGCUGUCCCCUGUCCCUAGCAGUGCGAUUGAUCCUUCCAAGAUCAUUAUUACUAUAGAGACAAGUUCAGCAACACACCGUACGACACUCAGCACUCUUAUUUCAAGGCCUUCUUACCUCUCGGGUUAUGUCACCUCCCUCUUGCCACGGAAAUCAGUCGCGGCAUCGUUGUACUCCAAUGCAAGCGAUAUAUCCGAGCUUCCAGACAACUCGUUCAAUGCUAUGUUUCAUGAUCACUUAGCGUCUUCCGGUUUAAUAUCAAACAUGAAUAUACAUGUUUUUCUCGACAGGCCAAGCGCUCCAUAUGCUCACAUCUUAUCAUACCUCCGCACCCCCCUCUCCACUUCUGACAACCCUGCCAUGAUUCCAAGAGCCGUUCAACUUGCGUCCUCGUCACGGGCAAGACUCGAGGCCCUACUCGAGCUUCGUGACGAAGCCAAUUAUCUUGGUUUGGACGAGCUGUUCAAGCUAUGCAAUGAGGAAAUAUGCAGCGGGCGUAGUAUGACGGUCCAUGCACGCGCCGGAAGCAUGAGUAGCGCAGCUUCCAUCCACUCCCUACACACCGUCCAGGAAGACGGCGAACCACGCGAAAUUGGUCGUUCAUCUUCUCGCUCUAGCGGGAAACCGACGCGGGUAGCACCUCCGCCAGGUGCUGCACCUCUUGAACGCAGCCGGAGCAGAGAGAAGCGAGAAAAUACCCCGAACUCACGACAUGUUGCAAUUACGUCCUGGAUAUGAUAUAUGUGAUGAUUGACAUGACCUUGACUUUCUUUUCUUUCGUAAUUGUCUGACUUAUCCACGAGCAUCUUGCAUAUUGAUCACAUACAUACUUAUUCACACUCAUUCAUUGUAGCAUGAUAUCUCACCGUUAUUGUUAUGAUAUUGUACAGUAGGCUGCCAAAUCCUUUGAUCCAAGAUUCGCAA